Messenger RNA from Condylura cristata (star-nosed mole), 1758 nucleotides. It is a transcript of the gene HEATR9, whose product is annotated as HEAT repeat containing 9. The record is from RefSeq and is a predicted model, not a curated record. The transcript has 15 exons. Bases 1 to 1758 code for a protein of 585 amino acids. NCBI's taxonomy places the organism in Eukaryota, Metazoa, Chordata, Mammalia, Eulipotyphla, Talpidae.
AUGGCCUGUGAUAACCUAGCCAAUGUCCUUGACAUCUACAAGUCAAUGGUCAACUACCCAUGGCUGAAAUAUCCAAAAAGAAGCCAAGAGUUCAAAAAAGUCAUGACUUAUGUUCAACUGCCCCAGUCCUACAAGAUGCCAAUGGAAGAGUUUCCCCCAAAGCCAGAGUGCUGGAGGCCACACCCAAACAAGACCAACUCAGUCCCUUACUGUUAUCACAAUAAACCAGAGAUCUAUACACACUGGCACACCCUGUAUGAUCCACAAUGGGAACAACAGGAACGGGAGCCCCAGAAGAUGUUGCGGAAAAUGAGAGACCACUCUAGAUACUCCAAAGAGGAUUCCUCUACCUAUAAAUUCUAUCUCCCCAUAAGCAAGUUGGCUAUAAAACCACAGAUGGGACCCAAACCCUUGGAUCCUAUCGAAGACUCCCUAAAGUGGCAAAGAGUAAAGGAACUCGCAAAACAACUGAGUUCUCCCAGAGAGGAUGAGCAGUGCUAUGCAGCACAGGCUCUGGGGUGCCUGGGCAUCAGCGACAAAUAUGUCAUGGAGGCACUAGGGAAAGUGGCCCAAACCGGUCCAGAGAGAGUGAAGUAUGAGGCCUGCCGAACCCUGGCCAUCCUGGGCUGCCUGAAUAAGCAUGUGGUCCAGAUUCUCAUCCAGCAGCUCAAGGGGAGCAAUGAGGAGCAAAGACUGGAUACUCUGAAAGGACUACGACAGGGUCUGAACAUCCAGUCUACUAUCUCCAAAGAUAAGGUGACUGGGAAGAUUCAAGUUGGCGAUGAAGGGAAGUUGGUGGCUGUGCUGCAAAUGCUGAUCAAGAAGUCACUGAGUGAAGCAGCCGUGGAGGCAGCCCUGUGCCUGGGUUUCCUGAGGCCCUGCAGCAGCAUGGCACAAGAGUUCUUACUGCAGUGCCUGUGCCAAAAGCCCAAGACCCAGCAGAUGAAGGCCCUUAGGAUGCUGGUCAAGAUGAUGCACGUGCACUCUGCCAUAGUCAUCAGAGCCAUCUUAGACCAGCUGUGCGAUUCCAGAGUCCUUGAGCACCGCUUUGAAGCCACCCAGAUGCUCAGGACCAUUGGACUGGAGCAGAUCCAGGCAGAGGGGCUGGAAGUCCUCACUUUUGAUCUACUCAGGAAGAGGAUCUACAACGAACCCUUCCUGGCUAUGAGGCAGGCUGUGGCGGAAACUUUGGAAGAGCUCAAGAUGAAGCCGAUGUUGCUCAACUUAGUAGAGGCGCAACUGAUGGACUCAAAGGCCAGCAUACGCCUGGAAGCAGUCAUUUCAUUGGGUGUCCUGGGGAUUCGCAGCUCACAAAUGUUCCACUUGCUCCUGGACAUGUUAGAUGUGGAAAAGAACCAGCUUGUGAAGAAGAGUCUACAAGAAACAUUAAUUCUUUUGACCUCAACUGAUCCCUGGGUCCAAAACAAGCUGAAGAACAAGAUUUUCUUUGUACAUGAGGAACCUAAGAGCAAAAAGAGCACAAUGCCUACAAGGUUCCGGAAAGAGCCUGAGAGCCCAGAAGACUUAAAUAUCCAAGACUUUAAGCUUGCACAGCUGAACCCCUUGUUUAUUACAAAGUCUAGCACUGUAGCAGACCAACAGAGAAAACUGGCUGCCCAGAAGGGGUCUGUCUUCUACCUCAACUCUGCCUUACCAUCCUGUUUAUCUAACUCACUAAAACACAAGUCUCGAGCCACAGGGCCCUGGGGACCAGCAAUCAGGAAACAGCUCCAGGCCCUUUCUAAAGCCUCCAAAUAG